CCGAGUCACAGAGCCCCCCAAAACCCCAGGUUCCUUGUCCCUUUCCCUCCUUUUCCGAAGCCAACCGGCGCUGCUGGCUUUCGGCAUCGUCCCCACGCAGUAUCGCCUAUCACGGGACACAGUUUUGAGCCUCUCUGAGGCGGAAGAAAUACGAAGGAAAAAAAAAAAAAGAACUGGCCCAUAAUCAUUAUGGAUGAAGGCAUGAAAUUCCUGCACCAAACUCUCAUUGAAUCUGAAACGCAAGCAGAGCAUCUUCUUCUAGCACGGCAUCAGCUGGUUGAAAAUGAUAAGCUGCGGAAUGGAAACAGAGAAGCUCUAACUGCAUUACGUAAAAGAGCCAACACAACCAAAAGCAGCGUAUCGUCUCCAUUUGAGUCCUUGAUGAAAGGUGCUUUGGGUAAUGAAUCUCGUCCCUUGGUGAAGGAGGUAUGCCGAACUUGCGGUGGCCAUGAUCCAAAGGAGAAUACCUGGAUGAUGUUUUCAGGAUCAGAUAUUUUUGCUCGUAUACCUUUUCAUGCAGCUCAUACUAUUUUGGAGAAUGAUCAGGAGAAAGUAGAUUACGAAUCAAAGAAGCUGCAAAGUCUAGUGAAGGAGAAAACUUUGCGUAUCUCAGAUAGUGGAGCUUUAUCUGACAAGAUCGGUCCGGGAGUUCUUCGAUCAUUAGUGACUUUAACAGACAAAUCUAAAUGAAAUCCUUUUUGUAACCACAUGAGAACAUUGGGUUUUCUGUAUCAGCUAAUGUUAGCUCCCUUUGUAAGUGCCAUGAUUAUGGAUCACCUAAUUCUCUUA
Messenger RNA from Nymphaea colorata (pocket water lily), 789 nucleotides. RefSeq lists its product as uncharacterized. The transcript is spliced from 4 exons. The coding region runs from base 190 to 690 and encodes 166 amino acids. NCBI's taxonomy places the organism in Eukaryota, Viridiplantae, Streptophyta, Magnoliopsida, Nymphaeales, Nymphaeaceae. The record is from RefSeq and is a predicted model, not a curated record.